This is a messenger RNA of Tachysurus fulvidraco (yellow catfish), 6938 nucleotides long. RefSeq names its product regulatory associated protein of MTOR, complex 1 (gene rptor). The record is from RefSeq and is a predicted model, not a curated record. Gene Ontology annotation, molecular function: protein-macromolecule adaptor activity; protein binding. Gene Ontology annotation, biological process: cellular response to amino acid stimulus; TORC1 signaling; cellular response to starvation. Lineage: Eukaryota; Metazoa; Chordata; Actinopteri; Siluriformes; Bagridae. Gene Ontology annotation, cellular component: TORC1 complex; cytoplasm. Bases 427 to 4551 code for a protein of 1374 amino acids. The transcript has 37 exons.
CAUCGCGUACUCGUGCGGUGCAUUCUGGGCGUGCGACAAGAUGGCGGCGCCCUUGCGCGAGUGCUGAGCAACAAUUCGUGUCGGCGAAGGAAAAAAAUUAUAAAGACGCAAAAGUAUAAAAUUUGGUUUAGUUGCACUUUAACAUUCGCCGCAGCGGAAGCAGAAAAGACGACGCUGAGGCGGAGCGGUGAGACAGUUAGAGGCAGUUAGAGGCAGAAUGAAGAUGACGAUGAUGAAGAUGAUGAUGAUGGCAGUAGUGUUCCUGCGUCCGAUACUUUACCCCUAAAUCUUCCUCACGGUUACAUUCCACUAAUAAAGUGUGUGUGUGUGCAGCAGACAUCUAAACACCAGGAGACUAUCAUUGGAUUUUUCUCGCGGCUCGUGCUUGAGAUUUUGGACGCUGGCGUGACGUUUAUAAGGAGCCUGAUGAAAAUGGACGUGGAGCUGCUUCACUCGCCCGCCGUGGCGCUCUCUGAGGAAGACGAGGCUGACAUGAGCGACUGGAACCUUCCUCUCGCCUUCAUGAAGAAACGCCACCUGGAGAAAAUCGAGGGCUCCAAAGCACUUGCUCAGAGCUGGAGGAUGAAGGACAGGAUGAAGACAGUGAGUGUUGCACUUGUUCUCUGCCUGAACGUUGGAGUCGACCCUCCUGAUGUGGUGAAGACGUCACCCUGCGCCCGACUGGAGUGCUGGAUAGAUCCUCUCUCCAUGAGUCCACAGAAAGCUCUGGAGACGAUCGGGGCCAACCUGCAGAAACAGUAUGAGAUCUGGCAACCCAGGGCGCGCUAUAAGCAGAGUUUAGACCCAACUGUGGACGAGGUGAAGAAGCUGUGUACGUCUCUGAGGAGGAACGCUAAAGAGGAGCGCGUCCUGUUUCACUACAACGGACACGGCGUCCCCCGUCCCACCGUCAACGGAGAGAUCUGGGUCUUUAACAAGAACUACACUCAGUACAUCCCUUUGUCCAUCUACGACCUGCAGACAUGGAUGGGGAGUCCCUCCAUCUUUGUGUAUGACUGCUCCAACGCUGGCAUCAUUGUUAAGUCCUUCAAACAGUUCGCACUGCAGAGGGAGCAGGAGCUGGAGCAGGUGGCGGCGAUAAACCCGAACCACCCUCUGGCUCAGAUGCCCCUCCCUCCCUCCAUGAAGAACUGCAUCCAGCUCGCAGCGUGUGAAGCUAACGAGCUCCUGCCCAUGAACCCUGACCUCCCUGCAGACCUGUUCACCUCCUGCCUGACCACGCCCAUCAAAAUUGCUCUGCGCUGGUUUUGUAUGCAGAAAAGUGCCAAGCUGGUGCCUGGAGUCACACUGGACCUGAUUGAGAAGAUCCCAGGCCGUCUGAAUGACAGGAGGACUCCGUUAGGAGAGCUCAACUGGAUCUUCACUGCCAUCACAGACACCAUUGCGUGGAAUGUACUACCUAGAGAUCUUUUUCAGAAACUCUUUCGUCAGGAUCUGUUGGUCGCCAGUCUGUUCCGUAACUUCCUAUUGGCUGAGAGGAUCAUGAGGUCAUACAACUGCACUCCAGUCAGCAGCCCCAGGUUACCUCCCACCUACAUGCAUGCCAUGUGGCAGGCGUGGGACCUGGCCGUGGAUAUUUGUCUCUCUCAGCUUCCCACCAUCAUAGAGGAGGGCACAGCGUUCAGGCACAGUCCGUUUUUUGCCGAGCAGCUCACGGCGUUUCAGGUGUGGCUCACUAUGGGUGUGGAGAACAGAAACCCACCUGAGCAGCUCCCUAUCGUCCUACAGGUCCUCCUCAGUCAGGUGCACAGGUUGCGAGCGCUGGACCUGUUGGGUCGUUUCCUGGACCUUGGACCAUGGGCUGUGAGCCUGGCUCUGUCUGUAGGGAUUUUUCCGUAUGUGUUGAAGUUGUUACAGAGUUCAGCUCGAGAGCUUCGUCCUCUUCUUGUCUUUAUCUGGGCCAAAAUCCUCGCCGUGGACAGUUCCUGUCAGGCUGAUCUGGUGAAAGAUAACGGUCAUAAGUACUUUCUCUCAGUUCUAGCUGAUCCAUACAUGCCGGCCGAGCAUCGCACCAUGGCCGUGUUCAUCCUGGCAGUUAUAGUCAACAACUACAACACGGGACAGGAGGCAUGUCUUCAGGGGAACCUGAUUGCGAUCUGUCUGGAGCAGCUGAGUGACCCUCACCCUCUCCUGCGUCAGUGGGUGGCCAUCUGCCUCGGUCGCAUCUGGCACAACUUCGACUCGGCUCGGUGGUGCGGCGUGCGAGACAGUGCUCACGAGAAACUCUACAGCCUCCUGUCAGACCCCAUACCUGAGGUACGAUGUGCCGCUGUGUUCGCUUUGGGGACCUUUGUGGGAAAUUCAGCAGAGAGGACGGAUCAUUCCACCACCAUCGACCACAAUGUGGCCAUGAUGUUAGCGCAGCUCAUCAACGACGGCAGCCCCGUAGUCAGGAAGGAGCUGGUGGUGGCUCUGAGUCACCUGGUGGUUCAGUACGAGAGCAACUUCUGCACUGUUGCCCUGCAGUUUAUGGAGGAGGAGAAGAACUAUGCAGCACCGUCACCUGCUACCACUACAGAGGCGGGAAACGUGACUCCGGUGCGAGAGCGAGACAGUCCAGCGGUGCCUCGUCUCCGCCCCGUUAACUCCUACACCAACAUCCGAGCAGCCAGCAGCACCCGCAACCUCAACAAGAGCCUCCAGAACCUCAACCUCAAUGAGGAAGGUGGCCCCGUGACCUUCUCCCCUGGUAACCUGAGUGCCAGCAGCAGUGCCAGCAGCACCCUGGGCAGCCCCGAUAACGACGAGUUCCUCCUGUCCUUUGAGACCAUUGAUAAGAUGCGGCGCGUCAGCUCGUACUCAUCCCUCAACUCCCUCAUCGGUGUGUCCUUUAACAGUGUGUACACACAGAUCUGGCGUGUGUUAUUACACCUGGCCGCUGAUCCGUUCCCUGAGGUGUCUGACUUGGCCAUGAAGGUGCUGAACAGCAUCGCGUAUAAGGCUACUAUGAACGCUCGGCCACAGAAGAUUCUCGACUCAGGUUCUCUCACCCAGUCAGCACCUGCCAGUCCAACCAGCAAGGGAACACUCAUUCACCAAGCAGGAGGGUCUCCACCUAUCCCAGGUGUGUCCAGUUCCAGCCUCACCAACGACGUGCCAAAGCCACCACAAGCCCCACCCACACGCCCUCCGUACACGCCCACUCUCGGCUCUCAGGCCCCGCCCCAUUCACACCAAUUCCCCCGAUCACGCAAAAUGUUUGACAAGGGACCCGACCAGAUGGCAGAGGAUGGAGAUGAGACUCCCGCUCACAGGAACUUCAUCAGUGUGACGCUGCAGACUGGAUUGUGUGACUGGAGCGCCAAGUACUUUGCACAACCUGUCAUGAAGAUCCCAGAGGAGCACGAUGUGGAGAGUCAGGUGAGGAAGGAGAGAGAGUGGAGGUUCCUGAGGAAUGCUGGAGUGCGACGGCAGAGCCAACGUAUCACACAGAAAGGAAUCACUCGAUUGGACGAUCAGAUCUUCAUUAAUAGGAACCCUGGAGUUCCCUCAGUGGUGAAGUUUCACCCAUUUAACCCCUGCAUCGCCGUCGCGGAUAAAGACUCCAUAUGUUUUUGGGACUGGGAGAAAGGCGAGAGGUUGGAUUACUUCUAUAACGGGAAUCCUCGCUACACUCGCAUCACAGCCAUGGAGUACCUGAACGGACACGACUGCUCCCUCCUCCUCACCGCCACCGAUGACGGCGCUUUACGGAUCUGGAAGAACUUUGCGGACCAGCGGAACCCCGAGAUGGUGACGGCGUGGCAGGGUCUGUCAGACAUGCUGCCCACCACACGAGUGUGUGGAAAAGCGUUUUGGAAUUGCAGCGUGAGUCGCGACUCUAGAGAGAACCCCGGCUGCUCGGGUUUAGCUCGGCGAGUUUCAAUCUAUCUUGACAGAGGUAAACAGGGAGGUGCAGGAAUGGUGAUGGACUGGGAACAAGAGAACGGGCUUCUCAUGACCUCUGGGGAUGUUCGUGUCAUCCGGAUCUGGGACACAGAGAGAGAGAUGAAGGUCCAGGACAUCCCAACAGGAGCAGACAGCUGCGUGACGAGUGUGUCAUGUGACCCACAGCGCUCCCUAGUGGUGGCCGGCCUUGGAGACGGAUCUGUGCGUGUAUAUGACCGCAGGAUGGCUCCGAAUGAGUGUCGUGUGAUGACAUAUCGGGAGCACGGUGCAUGGGUGGUGAAGGCUAACCUGCAGAGAGAGACAGACGGACACAUCAUCAGUGUUAGUGUAAAUGGAGACGUGCGUUUCUUUGACCCCCGGCUGCCCGACUCCAUCAACGUGUUGCAGACUGUAAAGGGACUGACGGCGCUCGACAUCCACCCAAAAGCCAACCUGUUUGCCUGUGGUUCUAUGAAUCAGUUCAUCGCAGUCUAUAACUCCAGCGGUGACGUCAUCAGUAAUAUUAAAUACUAUGAUGGCUUCAUGGGGCAGAGAAUCGGUGCUAUCAGCUGCUUAGCUUUCCACCCGUACUGGCCACACUUGGCCGUGGGCAGCAACGACUACUACAUGUCCAUCUACUCAUCGGACAAGAGACUGAGAUAACACCAUGACCUCUGACCUUUUGACCUUACGUGCCCCACGUGGGCAGGAUGUAAAUGACUUCUUGUAUAUAUGCAACUUCCACCGUGAAUGUUUAGUGAAAGCUGCUGAACUCUCGCAGUCACUAUGGGAGUAAGAAACAGUAAUAAUAGAGUCAUGAAUAUUAUUAUUAUUAUUAUUAUUAUUAUUAUUUGAGUACUUGACUGUAGACGGCUGUGCUGAGCAGUGUGUAUAUUUAAACUGCACUUAAACAGAUUCAUAUAUUUUACAGAUCAGUGAAGGAGGAAGUGAAGUCACCUCUCUUUGUAGUGUAAAAGGGGGCGGGGCCUGGGAAAGGGGCGGGACGUGCCCGGGGUUCUCUUUACUACUGCAUUAUGUUGAGAUACAAGUGUUUGAGUGGGUGGAGUCUCGCUGUUAAUAUAUAAAUCUGAAAAGUGGGCGGAGUCUUAUAACGAAUGUAUCAUGUGACAGUGGGUGCUAAAAAAAAAGGGUGUAGAUUUCUGCGUAGAAGUGGGCGGAGUCUUAUGACUAAUGCAUUAUGUGCGUCUGGGAAUUGAGAGCGAGGGCGGAGUCUGACAGACGAGUCUCAGGUCACGAGUUGUAUAAAGGGGGUGGGCUUUAGGAGUGGGUGGAGUCUGAACAAAUGCAUUACGAGAGAGCGGUGAGUCUGCAGGAUGGAGUCUGAGAUCAGUAGCCUGGAGGUGUGUGUGGUCAUGCUGUUAAUGCAUUAUUAUCUUUGUAGGAAAAAAAAGGGGUGGAGUCUUGGAGAUCCUCGAUGGAGGUCUCACUUUUAAUGCAUUAAAAGGGGCGGAGCUUUGGAGUCAAGUGUCAGUAUUAAUGUAUUAUGUUGGUGGGGUCUCAGAGUGGGCGGUACCUGAGGUUGUGAAGGUUUGUGGGGUGACGCCGAGCAGACAGCUGCCUACCACACACACACACACACACACACAUACACACACACACAUACACACAAGCCAAGCUCAUCAUUUAUACAUGUGCUGAUGUCACAAUUAUCAUAAGUAUUUAAUCACCGUUUAUUAUAUAGAGGAAAUCAAGUCGUCUAGAGGACAUUUUACUGUAUAGUAGAUGUUUAAUAUCACGGUUUAUCGUACAGAUGAUUAUUAAGUACAAAACUAACGCAUCGUUCCCUCAGAUCCAUCACCGAUCUGCACGUUUUCUCACGCAGUCGCCUCGUGACUCGUUCAUCUCGAGCUCUAAAACGCAUGCAUGUGCCAAAAGACAGACACGUUACACAGUGGAAAAAUACUCCUUCCUGAUUGGCCGGUGGAUACGUGUCAUUAUCCCGCACACGUUUUUCUGCAGGAGCUCCACAUUAUAACAUCAACAUACUGCUACACGUUAUUAAUCAGAACAACACCGACAGAGACAAUCGACGUGUGAAUCCGGAGAGCGCGAGUGAGCGUUGCACGGAAACGGAAGCCCCGCCCCCUUUCCCCGGAUCUCUCGUCUCGUCUGGAGUUUCCUAGUUAAAAGAUGUCCUACUUAACAUCGAUAAAGUACAGAAAAAGUCGGACAGUUACCGUGACAACAUCAGCGCACGCAUGCUGCUCAUCAUCACACACACACACACACACACACACAUUUAUACGCUACUUUUUCACUGUGAUUCUGUGUUCUAUUUCUUCUCACCAAACAGGACCGACUUGUGAACACUGUUGAGUUGAACGGUAUCUGUGAGGAACCCGUGAAGGUUCUGUGACGAACCCAGAACCCUGGUGUUACCUGUAAUAUCAGGGUUGUGUACUUUUUUUUUUCUUCAAAAGUCUAUGUAACGUUUUGUUUUUGCCGCUUACUUUAUAUAUCUGAGGCUUUCUGAUUAUCUUGCCCCCAUGUUUCAGUACCGUCUUUAACACGUCCCCUCACUUCCUGUAACGAGGACGAGGACAAUUCAUUACACCGAUGCUCCUUUAAGACGGUGAAAAGGUUUCAGUCAGUUGGUGUCUUUUAUAUGAUUGUUUUUCUUCAUCUGCCUCAAACUUCUUGAUGAUGUUUCAGCCGAGAUUGUCUACACACUCUCACACACACACACACACACACACACACACACACACACACUUCUUACAGCUUAACCUUCAGACAUGAAUAAAAUCACGGCAUCCCCGGCCGAUCGGACUCUGAAAGGACUCCACCCCCGACCUACUUCACGCUCACUGCAGCGCCCUCUGGAGGGGAAAAGGACUCCCUGACGCACACCACAUAAAUCUCUUGCUAUGGGUUUUAAUGUUUUAGAUUUAAAAUGUAAAAUAAGAGACGCUAGUAGAAAGAAGUGAUGCAAUCAGGUGUUCUGUCUGUGACUGUAGACUGCUUUUGCUGGCUGUGGUUUUUAUGACAGGAGAAGAAAUCGUUCCAAUAAAACCAAAUAUAUGAAUGAA